Molecule: messenger RNA, 2572 nt
Organism: Brassica rapa (field mustard)
Lineage: Eukaryota; Viridiplantae; Streptophyta; Magnoliopsida; Brassicales; Brassicaceae
Source: RefSeq, a predicted model, not a curated record
UUUAGUCAAAAAAAAAAAAAUCUCGUAUGCUCUCAAUGCAAAAACUUUAGGCCAUGUUUGUUUUUGUAUUUAAUUUAGCAUCUAGAUUUAGCAUUUGAAUACAACAUCUAAAUAAUGCAUUCAAAUAUCGUUCGUUUAUAAUUAGUAUUUGCAUUUGGAUGCAAUAUCUAUAUCCAAUAAGCAUGGAUUUUUUUUUCUUCAACAAAUAAGGAAGUCCCUUUCUAUCUUUUACUGUUCACAAACUUAGAUACACAGAGGAACCCUGGAGACUCCGAAAGCCCUAGCUGCCGCCUCUCUCUUUCUCCCUCCUUGUCGGCCGCGAGUCACCAUUGUGGGAAGCAGCUGGUCGUCGCCCUCCUCGCCACCAGCCGGGUGGUGUUGUUCGUAUGUGUGUAUUGAUUGUAAGUUGAGUUCAGUGUAUUGAUUGUAAGUUGACUUUCGUGUGACACUGAAAAGAAGUGACGUCUAGCUAACUGAAGGUGUUAAAGUAUGAGAAUGAGAAUGAGAAUGAAUGUUAUGUUGACACCGAGAAUGGUGGUAUCUAGAAAGAGAUGUUGUUGUUGAGUUGUAUUGCAUUGUAGAGUUAUUGAGUUUUGAGAGGGGCGCCAGUAAGAUUGAGUCAUGCCGAAUCUUGGCAUAAGUAACUAUUGAGCCCGCAUGGUAGACAGUGCUAGAUGAGCCAAUGGUCACAAGUAGGUAAUUAUGUAGGUUAUGUAGGAGCUGCGGUUCGUAGACUGGUUUUGGCACUCCGCAUGACAGCCGCCAUGGUGGGGGCGACUAUAUGCGUGCGUUAGGUCCUUGAGUUUAGGUUGCGUAGUGUCAAGUCAGUGUGUAGUAGUGGUUGAGUCCACUGCAUUUGUUUGUUGUUAUGCUGUAUCACUUGAUUGAUUAAUUGUCAGUGGCUAAUCAGAUCUCUUCACGUAUUGAGUAAUAUAGAGUCUCAUGUAGAUCUACAACAAAACAUAGUGAAUUCUAACCAAUUUUCUGACCACUUAAGUUGGUCAAAACCGUUUCCGACCAUAAACUGAUCCAGUUGGCGGAGAAAAAAAAAUUCUCAAGAUUUAUUCCAUACGAUGCCUACUCGAGAAGAUUUUCUGCGUUAUCUUCAACAAAAUCCAGUUGGUGAUGGAACACCAAGUUUUGUUGACACAUUUCAGGGAUUUGAGACUUACUUCUCUCAACCAAAUCCGGCCAAUACCAACUUCAGAGACAUUCCAUCCACUUCGACUCCUCCUACUGCAGCGCACAUCCCUCAGAUGACAGUAGAUGAUCUUCUGGGGGCUCCUGGACGAGAGAGCCUCACUGUACUCGACCCACUAAGGCGUGGAAACGCUACUUGGUUUAAGCAUGAUAAUGGGAAAAUUUCGAAAGCUAUAUUAAAGAUGAUGAAAUCUGACCUACCAGGACCAUAUCCUACUUAUAAACAUCUGCCUCGUGAUGCAAAAACAAGAUGGUUCAGAGCAUUUGCGCAACAAUUUACUUGGGAACCGAGCAUUACUGAAACCGUAAAAAUUGCUUACGAGAAAAAGGCACAGAAAUCUUUUUCAAGCAAUUUGUGUGAAUGGAAAGAAAAAUGGAAGCUUAACAAAGAUCCUCCGGAGUGGGUAUCAGAUGAUAAUUGGCUGGGUUACGACUUGAUGUGGAAGGAUGAAAAAGUCCAAGCAAAGUCUUCCACAAACUCUACCAACCGGAAAAGUGAGCGUGGUGGUUUUGGUAUUGCAAUACACAACACAGGGGCAAAAUCCUAUGAAAGGCGCAAAGACGAGAUGACCAUUGAUAAUGGAGGGGAAGAGCCUGAUAUGCUAGCAUUUCUUGCGGAUGCACAUCGAAGUCGCAAAACUGGUGACAUUCUUGACAAAAAAGUGAAGCGGAUUGUGGAGACUGUCAAGGAGAAGAUAAACGAUCAGCUAACUCAAGGUGGAUCAACUGAGACAAACCUUCUUACCCAAGCACAUAUCAACAAUCUGGUUUUAAAGGUUAAGUUAGUUAGUUUAUUUUUUUUUUGCAAAUCUUUGUGCUUUCCUUAUAUAUUUCUCAUUCUACAGGAAAUCCCUGUCAUUAAGGGUCACCGUUUUGGGUUUGGAACACUGCCGGACCCGGGACAAGUACCUUCUUCAGCUUCUUUCAUGUCAAAUUUGGACCAAGAAGAACAACUACGGAUUGCAAACGAGAAGAUAGCAAUAGCUGAUGAGAAGAUUGCUAUGGCAACAGAGAAGAUUGUGACACUGGAGAAUGACAAAGCUGCGAAAGAUAAGGUUAUACAGUAUUUGCAAAACUUAGCAUCUAAGGUUGUCAGCAAAUUUCCAGAUUUGCUUCAAGAAGAUGAAGAUGCAACUCAAGAAUAAGUCUUAUGCUUGUAGUCUUAUGCUUGUAGAAGAAGAAGCUUUAGUAACAAACGUGUGUUACAUAUUAUGCUUGUAGUUUUUUGGUUAAAGCUUUAGUAAUGAACUCUAUUGUAACUUUAACGGUUGUUUUAAGACUUUAGCAAAAUAUUUUGCUAAAACUAUUUUAAUGUUAAAUGUUUAAGUAGGUUUCAAGUCUAAAAUAUAUUUGAUUUAGUCUUUUAAAUUUU